ACGUGUACGAAUGAGAAUGCCAUUGCGCUGCAGAGAAAAACAGAAGAGAGUGAGAGUAUUAUGAGAGAUUAGUCGUGAAAAGUACUGAAGCGCCCUCAAGGAUGAAAGAAACGCAAAUGCACAUUUAUUAAGCCAAAAUGAUUUAGUGAAUAUAGUCAAGUAUUAAGGCUAUCAAGUAUAGUUUCAUCGUCGUACUACUCGUACUGGCCAUCGUUUUCAUCAGACGCUUUAGACGUGUGUACGUUUGUGUGUGAGCCUGAGGCGUGAGUCAACAUCUCAGACCUUAAAAACAUUCUUAAUUUUAAAUAUCAAAUAGUUUUUUUAAUGUAAACACAAGAAAAGUAGUGAGGGGUAUGAAAAGAUAAUAAGUUACUGUUAAAUUCGUUUGACACGGAAACGUCCUCGAUCGACUGGACAAAAUUAACAUUCAAAUAAUUAGUACUUGUGAAAUGCCUUUACGUCGAGCAAAUAUUGCUGUAACUGAAAGGAAGCAAGAAAUUAGCGAGCCACAAAAAUCCAGUGUUCACGUAAAAUCUCAAGUCACAAAAACAGCUAAUAAUAAUCUUUGAAUUGUAUUACUUUUCAUGCACACUGACAUACGUACGAUACACUUUGAAAUACAACGCUAAGAAAUUUGAAUGUUUUUGCAUUUACGUCUCGUUGAAUUAUAUCUACAAGAAGAGUGCUAUAGGGGCAACUAUAACGAAGUAGAGAGAGAAGGAGAUAGAUUCUUUAUUGCGCUGAUGAGAAUGGUAUUGGAUCCUAAAGUAACUACUCUUCAUAACGAUUACGGAAGUUUUGACAAACCACUUGGUGAAGGUAGUCAAAAUAAAGAUACUGAAGCUACUGUUGAUGCCAGCAGCAGUGGGAUGGCGCAAUCCAGUGAUGUUUACCAAAGGCAGCCACUGCUUCCUGUUGUACAAACAAAAAGUAAGGAUAAAUGGGGUGGAGUUGGGUCUAGUUGUGAUUAUUAUGAAGAUGAAGAGGAUGAUAAAAUAGAUGGAUUAAAUCAUAUUUGUCAUCAAAACAUACAAAAUCGAUCUGGCAGUGGCAUUAUUAAAAUUGACAUACCAGCUCCACUCAGAGAAGAACCUCGUUUCCCUAAAGAGAAGUGGAAAACCUUUAUUGCAUUCCUGUUUAUGGUUGUAAAUUUUAUACUGACCACUACUUCUCUCGCCAUGGUUCAUGAUCGGGUACCAGAUCGAAUACCUCUCCCAGAUACAGUUUUAGAUAAUAUUGCUCCUCAAGAUUGGGCUCUUGAUGUAUCUGAAAUCUUAAUAAUGAUAAUGACCAGUUUUGCAAUGAUUUUUAUUAUUUUCCAUAAACACAGAUUUAUAGUUAUUAGACGUGUAUUUUUAUUAAUGGGACUAUUAUAUCUGAUGAGAAGCAUUACAAUGUAUGUCACUGUACUUCCAGUGGCUAGUAAAUCCUAUUAUUGUAGUCCCAAAAUAAAUAGUACAAGUCCACUAAUUGUAACUCAACGAGUUCUUCAACUAAUAUCUGGAUUUGGAUUGUCAAUCAAUGGCAAACAUACAUAUUGCGGCGAUAACAUAUAUAGUGGACACACAGUUGUGCUAGUUCUUUGUUAUUUAAUUAUUAAAGAAUAUUCACCAAAAAAAUGCCACCCUAUUCAUUGGCUGGCAGGAAUAUCUUCAUUUGUUGGAGUGAUUAUGGUAUUAAUUUCUCAUGGUCAUUAUACUAUUGAUGUAAUAAUAGCAUAUUAUAUAACAACGCGGUUAUGGUACAUAUAUCAUACAAUGGCAAACAAUUCACAGUUAAAACAAUAUGGAUCAAACAACUUUUUAGCUCGUCUUUGGUGGUUCCCUAUAUUUAGAUAUUUUGAAAAGAAUGUAAGUGGUACUGUUCCACGACAAUAUGAGUGGCCUUUACCCUGGCCUCGAAGAUUACUUGCCAAGCACCCUAACAGAGACAGUUAAUAUUUAUCAAAGCUUCAUAAAGGAGCACAUGUUCCACAGUGAUAUUUAAUGUAUAUACUUAUUUACGCUUAUGAUACAAAGUCACUUCAAAUAGUAAAUCUCCACAAAGUAAAAUUUUAUGUAAAUGUGUGGAGCAAGAGUUUGAAAUUUUUAAAUACUGGUCAACGUCCAAUCACAAGAUCAAACACUUUGUGAUCUGCUAUGCUCAAAACCGUUGCAUAGAACGGUUAUUCUAUUAUUUUGCAAUUUUUUGAUUUUUAUACAAUAUUUACAGAGAUGGAAGUAUGAAUAAAUUCUCAUAAAAAGUGUAAACAAUGUAGUAAGCCGUUUAUAAAAAGUAGAAAUUUAUCAAAUUAUGUUAGUCUAGAAUUUUGAAAACAGUUUUGCAUGGGUGAUAUAUUUUAUGUGUUAAUAAUUUACUUUUAUUGACAUGAAAAAAUUGUCUUUAGAUUUGACAAUUGAUUCAUAAAUAAGUUAUUUAGACACAACUAUUUGAUUCAAAAUUGAUUAUGCCAAAAUAUUUAACUGAAAGAUUUAUUUUAAUAAUUUUUCAAUUAAUCAUGCAAUAAAAUUUGCACUAAAAUCUAUUUACAUAAUUACAUUAAAUUUAGCUAUAAGAAACACACAUCAAUAUAAAAAGUCUCAUUUGAAAGUUCAAUUCAGUGAUUUCAUGGGACCAAUGACAUUGGUUGGGGACUUUGUUAAUUGUUUUACGUAUUUUAAUUAUUCUACAAUUUAUAGUUGGCAGAAACACAUAGUUUACAAUGAAUAUGAUACAUUGCUCAAAAAUAAAACUUCAGAACUGAAACUUAUGAAUAUUUUUACGUUUGUUAUAGUAAAAUUUACCAGAAAAAAUUACAAAAAAAAUGACUUAAAAACCUUUUUUUUUUUAAAGGUGUAUUUUGAACAUAGCAGUUGUUUACAUAGAUUUAGUUAAAGUUAGAGGAUUUAAAAAAUGCGCGAAUAAAUAAAUUUUGUAAAUGUGGCUUACAAUUAUGUAUAUACUUACAUACAAGUUGUAACCAAUUAGAUGACGUUAAGAAUGAAGGGUUUGGUAUUUUAAAUGUAUUAUUUGUUGUGCAAUGACGUGAAAUACUAAUAUUAGUAUGGAAACGAAAUAUACGAACAUCUUUUCAUUACAAUCUUUUACUAAAACAUUCAUGUAUUAUUUAAAAUUAAUUAGUUAUAAUUCAUUAAUUUUCAAGUUGUUGGUCUUGAAUAUAUAUUUCAACUAUACUUGCAAAUUUCAUUCGAUAGUUCAAAUACCAUUAUCAGGUAUGCAUGUGUAUAUAUAGCGUAUUAUAUAUGUACAUAUACCUUCAUAC
Molecule: messenger RNA, 3262 nt
Organism: Phymastichus coffea
Lineage: Eukaryota; Metazoa; Arthropoda; Insecta; Hymenoptera; Eulophidae
Product: phosphatidylcholine:ceramide cholinephosphotransferase 2-like
Exons: 7
Coding region: 639-1937 (432 amino acids)
Biological process (GO): ceramide biosynthetic process; sphingomyelin biosynthetic process
Cellular component (GO): Golgi membrane; endoplasmic reticulum membrane
Molecular function (GO): ceramide cholinephosphotransferase activity; sphingomyelin synthase activity
Source: RefSeq, a predicted model, not a curated record